AGAACUCGCAUCUAGGCCAUACGUUAAAAAAGUCAUUGUGUCACAAUACUCACAAUCAAAAGCUCUAUUUUCAUUUUAGGAAAAUAGAAAAUAAUAAUGGAAUUACUAUUAAAAUUGGCUUUAAUAUUGUUUGCCGUGAUUCCCUAUGGCAUAUCCGAGAGCGUACCAGGUUCAAUAGAGCAGUAUAAUCCUUUGGGACCUCUCGUCAAGUGCAGUUUUCUGCCAAUGGAAUUCUUGGAGUGCAAUGAGCUUGUAGACCAUAAAGGGAACCAAUCAGCUAAGGAGGCUAUGGGCCAUGGCUGCUUGAAGUUUGGAGGCGUUAAAUACGAAGAUGUAGAGAAGGCCAAAGCGCAAUGUAAGCCAUUGGAAGGCAUUGAAUGUUACGGCCAAAGGAAUUUUCUCCGCGAGGGUUUUCCUUGCGUGCGAUAUUCAGGGCAUUACUUCACUACGACGCUGAUCUACAGUAUAUUGUUAGGAUUUUUGGGUAUGGACAGGUUUUGUCUAGGGCAGACUGGUACAGCAGUAGGAAAGCUAUUGACACUGGGUGGGCUGGGUAUCUGGUGGAUUGUAGAUGUUGUGCUAUUAAUUACAAACAGUUUACAUCCUGAGGAUGGAAGUAAUUGGAAUCCUUAUGUUUAAAUUUACUUUUAAGCAAAUGUUUACUGAACUGUGUGUAAUGGGAGUAUACAAAAGCUGGUGACAUCUCAAAAGUAUAGUGGAACUCUCAUCAUAAACUAAUUAAUCUACUAGAUUAAUUAGUCCAUGCUCUUGUAAAAAGAUGUGUUUUGCGAAAGUUAUCAAGUAAAUGUAUAGCAAGCUACAAAAGUGCAUACCCACUUUAACACAUUCGCUGCCUGGAACCCACCUGGUGGGCGCUCGUGAACUUUGUUCUGAUGCUGGGCAGGUUGUUUUGUAUGCCACUAUAGACCACCGGUUUCUGGGGUAGUGUGCCGUUUUUUCUGGCAGUAAAUGUAUUAAUAAAUAGAUUCCAUUUAUAAAAUGGGCAUGUACUUUUGCACAUUGUGUAUAUAUUUUCACACUGAACUUAAACUUAAGGCUGAUGUGAUAUAGUUUAUAAAUGGUAGAACUUGUUUGAAGUUAUGUUCUCAUAAUUAUAUGUUUAGUGUGAUGUUAUUCUUUAAGAAAAUGAUUUAAUAGCAACAAGGUUACACUUUUUGCAACUUCAAGAAAGUUUAUUGUUAAUAAAAACUACAUUUUAUAAGACA
This is a messenger RNA of Cydia pomonella (codling moth), 1226 nucleotides long. RefSeq names its product TM2 domain-containing protein CG11103 (gene amrt). The transcript has a single exon. The record is from RefSeq and is a predicted model, not a curated record. Lineage: Eukaryota; Metazoa; Arthropoda; Insecta; Lepidoptera; Tortricidae. Bases 97 to 639 code for a protein of 180 amino acids.